Egretta garzetta (little egret) is the source of this 2289-nucleotide messenger RNA. RefSeq names its product phosphatidylinositol glycan anchor biosynthesis class W (gene PIGW). The record is from RefSeq and is a predicted model, not a curated record. Gene Ontology annotation, biological process: GPI anchor biosynthetic process; protein localization to plasma membrane. The transcript is spliced from 2 exons. Gene Ontology annotation, molecular function: glucosaminyl-phosphatidylinositol O-acyltransferase activity. Lineage: Eukaryota; Metazoa; Chordata; Aves; Pelecaniformes; Ardeidae. Gene Ontology annotation, cellular component: membrane; endoplasmic reticulum. Bases 604 to 1773 code for a protein of 389 amino acids.
CCGCCGGGGAGCGAAGCGGUUUGUUGCCCCCCGGGUUAAACAAGCGAAACGGCGAUUCUGAUUUUGUAAUUCACGCUUUUUACAUUUAAGAUCUAUUCUCUUGAAACGGGUCCCGCGAGGCGGAGCAGCCUGGGUGGGACGGGGGCUUUUUUGAAAAAAGGCGUUUCUGGGUCAGCUGCGGGUUUUACUCGGCUGACCAGGCAACAGCAACUUCGUUAGGGUCGCGUUUUUACACCCCCGCUUCAUUUACGCCAAGAGACUAUGACCGGGUGUAUUCUGCAGAGCAGGACGCGCAGUAAGAUUGUGCACGAUGUGAAUAGUCAAGAGGGGUUUGGUAUUUGGAGAUCUUGGUUAAGGAUCUGGUUGGAACAGAGCAAGAUCCGUGAUGCUGGAACUCGGUCGGGUCUUAGUGGCUCUGCUCGGUUUCCCCACCGGGGCUGCCGUUCCGCGUUCCUCAAAUCGAAGAGUAACCGAAAAACAGAGGCCUUCUGAAAUCAGUUUUAAUGAACCUGUACAUAAGAUUAAUUUUUGAUGAAGUUCUGAGAUCCCUGUUUUACAACACUUAACUCGCGUUCUGCCUUGUUUUCAGAGGAAGAAAGAAGAAUGUCACAAAAGCAGCUGAAAGAAGCUUUUGUCAGCAACUUAAAUGGAACCAGUUUGCUGGAAAUUUCCCUCUGCUUGUCUCUGCCCCCCCUCUGCCUGCUUUGCAGAGGCCUCCUCUUGAUUUUAUAUUACCUGCACUACGGGAAACCUUUAAGUUCAAGGAAAUACAGCCUGCUGCUAGACUUCCUUGUGCUAGUAUCUCCUCUCCUGUUCUCCUGCACGGUCUUGUCUCCAAUCAUCUUUUUCAUGCCAGCUCUCAUUGCAGCCGCCUGUGCCGGAAUAUUUUCUAAAAUCUACAGCCAAAGAAGACACAAGAGCAGAGUGCCUUUUAGGCAAAUUGUAAAAGACUUCCAGGAGACGUACUUGGACCCAGAAUACAUUCCAGCGAUAACUGUGUUUCGCGUUUAUGUCAAUGUGUUGACAUCAAUCAGCAUCUUAGCAGUGGAUUUCCCGCAGUAUCCGAGGCGAUAUGCCAAAACCGAGACCUAUGGAACGGGAGUUAUGGACAUGGGGGUCGGAGCUUUUAUUUUUGGUAAUGCUCUCGUUUGCCCUGAAGUUAGACAAAAGUCUUACGUGACACAACCAAAAUUUUCCAGUCUGGCCAGGCAGUUCUUUUCCGUUUGGCCGUUGGUUUUUCUUGGCGUUGGACGACUGCUUAGCGUUAAAUCUGUUGGCUACCAUGAACAUACUUCAGAGUACGGAGUGCACUGGAAUUUUUUCUUUACCUUAGCAUUGGUGAGGCUUGCAGCAUCUUUACUGUUAGCCAUAUUUCCAAAAAAUAGUUCUUGGAUUGUUGCUAUCAUUCUUGCUGUGCUUUAUCAGCUUAUUCUUAACACGACCUCUCUGAAGACGUUUAUCUUGCAGGGGAGCGAUGGCAGGGAUACGAGGGCUGGCUUUUUGAACGCCAACAGGGAAGGACUGCUCUCCCUCUGUGGCUACCUAGCCCUGUACAUGGCGAGCGUCCAGGUGGGGCUCUGUCUGCUGAAGUGCAGAAGCUCAGUCAAGGGCUGGAUGGAAGCGGCGCGUUUCUUGCUGCUGACGGUUCUCGUGCUCUUCCUGUUUCUUCACGUGUCGCAAGCAUACGCGGACCCCGUGUCCCGCCGGAUGGCUAACCUGUCCUACUGCAUAUGGAUGGUCGCUCACUGCCUGACUUUCUUUAUCGGGUUUUGAGAUUGUUCGCUGAAUACUCCUGCUGCUCCUAUAAACACUCGUGCAGAAGAGGAACGUCGUAUUUCCAGUUAGCGACCUGUGUCUGUACCCAACCGCUGGCAGAAUCAGGUAACAAUGUACAGAGCAGAAGCCAGAUGAAAAGUAAGAAAAAGUAAGUAAUUCUAGAGAGGGAGAGACUUAGCUGUGUCAAGAUUUACCUAGUUAAGGCCCUUGCUUAAAUAACAGAUAAGAAUAAUUCUUUAUAUAAAAUGCAGUGAAUUAGUGGAUACUUAAAAAUGUUUUGGCCCCUGUCCUGCAAAGUUUUAUGCAAAUGCUUGACUCUGAUGGGAGUAAUUGUAUGUGGAAUGUUAAUCGUAUACUGAAAUCUAAAUUAGCCUUUGAAUCAAAGCUAAAUUUCAUUUUCAUCCUCACUGACGAAUAUAAAGACCCUAGAUAAAGUGUGAUGCUCUGAAGGAUAAAACUCAACUGCAGAUGAAUUCAUAAAGCAGUUGUUGGAGUUUGCCGUGCAGGUAACAG